UUCCUUCUCUUUCGUUUCCCUCUCACUUUCUUUGCCGAGAAAAUCACCUCACAAGAAUCCACUCAUUUUCUCUCGAGAGUAAAUGCUCAUUUUCCAUCCGUUCAGGAUUGGAAUGUUUGGGUGCUUUAUAGUAUUCUGAAUUUGCAGGGGACUGAGACAGGGUCUUGGUCCCCAGAAGAUGAGUUACAAUUGGGUGGAAGCAUAUAAGGGGAGAUAAUGAGCAAACUUCACAGCCCAUUCCUUGGGCUUCCUCUUCAAAGCUCUGUAAAUGGUAUAGACCAUGGCAAUUUAAUUUCUCUGAACACAUGGGCAAAAAAAGGUCUCUGUAAGUGUGUAUGCUCAAAAGAUAAUUGUUGGAUAUUUCAACCAAUUAGGUUUUCAAAUUUUUGUGGGAGAAAUAUAGAAUUAUUGAGGAAUUUUGGGUCAAGGAGUGGGUCAAGGGUAAAAUGUUUGAAAGAGCCUUUUUCUCGAAGCAGAUCUCUGGUAAGGUCUUUAGUUCCUUUGUGGAAAGAGGGGUUACUAUUUGUCAGGUGUUCUGUCUUUUUGGCUGUGAUUUCUGGGGUGUGCUUAUUGGUAUGGUAUGGACGGGCAAAAGCCAAGAGUUUUAUUGAAGCCAAACUUUUGCCUUCUGUUUGUUCUGUGCUGAGCGAGCAUAUUCAGCGGGAUCUUGAUUUUGGCAAGGUUUUAAAAAUUUCACCUUUAAGCAUCACAUUGGAGUCAUGUUCUGUUGGGCCUCAUAGUGGUGAAUUUUCUUGUGGUGAGGCUCCCACUGUAAAACUUCGUGUUCUUCCUUUUUCAAGUCUAAUGAGGGGAAAGAUUGUGUUUGAUGCAGUUUUAUCUCAUCCCAGUCUUUUGAUAGUGCAAAAAAGGGAUUUUACUUGGUUGGGUAUACCUUCUUCUGAAGGUGGUUUGCAGAGGCACAUCUCGACUGAAGAAGUGAUUGAUUAUCGUACGAAAACCAGGAGGAUUGCUAGAGAGGAAGCCGCUGCUCGCUGUGCCAGAGAAAGAGAUGAUGCAGCUAGACAAGCUGCAGAAAUGGGGUACAUUGUUUCUGAGCAAAUUUCUGGUCCAUCUGAAGUCGAUGCUGUGCAAAAGGAUGCGACUCAUUCGAUGGGGUUAGCUAGCUCUGAAUCUUUUCUAUGCAUGGAUGAGAGGACACAUUGGAGGGAGCAUCAUUGCAUGGACACGGGUGUUGCAUAUGAUCUGAAGCAUGCAGAUUUAGAGAAAUCAUUUGGUGUAAAAGUUUCUGGCUCGGGGCCUAGAUUUUGGUCUAGAACUAUAUCAGUGAAUCCAAGAGACAAAUUAAAGAGGAAGGCCAACAGGAGUAAUAACUCUGCAGCUGGUGUUACUGCCAAAAGAAGAAUUCUUGAGCGCAGUGCAUUAAUGGCUUCUGCAUAUUUCCGGGGUCUGUCACCUGGGAAUUUUGAUGAGCCAUCACAGUCAACUGCAGGUUAUGAUUCUGCAAAACUUGACAAUGUUUUACUGAAAAUUGAGGGUAAUGCCGAUGGCUGCACUUCUGUUGUGGAUGGAUAUAGAGAACCUAUUCCAUCUGCUAACCAGAUUGGAGUACUUAACAUUGGAGGGGAGAAAAAUGUUGAGCAUGGAGACCUGAGAACUGCUAUCAAUGAUGCUGGAAGCAAGGGAAGUUUAGAAUUAGGGAACAACAUAAAGCAAGAUAUUGGGAAUAGAGAUGAUUCAACAACUCAACUUAUUACAGAACAUAAAAAUCCCAGUGCUCCUGUUAAUAAUAUUAGUUUGACACAUGAUCCAUUUCAUAUGACUAUAGGUAGACUUAGCGAAGUUAGAAUAUUAGGUGAAAAUAUGGAACCACUUAGUGAAGUCAAAGGAGUAGCCAAAACAGAUGAGUGUAAUUUAAACAAUGAGGUGUUAGGAGGAGCUCAUGUUGUAAACAAAAAUAUGGAUAUGGGAGAUAACUCCUGCGGAUUGCAAGACCAUGUGGUGGAGCCUGUUGAUGAUUUAUCUGCAAGUCAAGAAGGUCAUAAAUCUCGAGGUUUGAUUUUGACAAGGUUGGGGCCUUGGCAUGCAAUGCACCAUUCAUUUCCCAUUUGGCCCUUGUCCCCGAAAUCAUUGUUACCCUCUUUUCCUAAAAAUAUGGGGGAUCUAUUAUCUUGUUUUCUUGCUCAUUCUAUUCAAAAGUUGAAGUCAUGCAUUGGUCAGAAAGUCGAAGAUAUUGUUGCAGGCCACCUAGACGAAGUGCAUACCGAAGGUAUUGAGAAAAUGUUUCCAGUUACACUGGAUUCUGUUUAUUUCAAAAGUGGAACUCUGCUGCUACUAGCAUAUGGUGACAGUGAGCCCAGAGAGAUGGAAAAUGUCAAUGGACAUGCAAAGUUUCAAAAUCACUAUGGUCGUAUGCAUGUUCAGCUGAGUGGCAACUGUAAGAUGUGGAGAUCAGAUGUGACAUCUGAAGAUGGUGGCUGGUUGUCAUUGGAUGUUUUCGUUGACAAUGUUGAGCAGCAAUGGCAUGCUAAUUUAAAAGUCAUUAACCUUUUUGCACCGCUCUUUGAAAGAAUUUUAGAAAUUCCAAUCAUGUGGUCCAAAGGGAGAGCCAGUGGUGAGGUUCACAUAUGCAUGUCAAAAGGAGAAGCUUUCCCUAAUCUUCAUGGGCAGCUUAACGUGACAGGGUUGGCCUUUCAAAUAUUUGAUGCUCCAUCAUGGUUUUCUGACUUGUCAGCAAAUUUAUGGUUCCGUGGUCAACAAAUAUUCUUGCACAAUGCUAGUGGCUGGUUCGGCAAUGUUCCUUUGGAAGCUUCUGGAGAUUUUGGCAUUCAUCCAGAGAAAGGAGAAUUUCAUCUAACGUGUCAGGUCCCUUGUGUAGAAGUAAAUGCUCUGAUGAAAACUUUCAAGAUGAAGCCUUUGCUGUUCCCGCUGGCUGGUUCAGUAACUGCUGCAUUCAACUGUCAAGGUCCCUUGGAUGCUCCUACAUUUAUGGGCAGUGGCAUGGUUUUAAGGAAGAUAUCCAAUUCUGUUUCUGAUUUUCCUGUAUCCUCUGCAUCUGAAGCACUAAUGAAGAAUAAAGAGGCUGGAGCUGUAGCAGCAUUUGAUCGUGUACCCCUUUCAUAUUUAUCGGCUAAUUUCACUUUCAACACUGAUAACUGCGUUGCUGACUUGUAUGGAAUUAGAGCUAGCCUUGUGGAUGGUGGUGAAAUUCGUGGGGCAGGGAAUGUAUGGAUUUCCCCAGAGGGUGAGAUGGAUGAUAUGGCGACGGAUGUGAAUUUUUCUGGAAAUUUACCCUUUGAGAAGAUUAUGCAUCGAUAUUUAACUGGUCAUCUUCAUCUGGUGCCACUUAAAUUAGGGGAUUUAAAUGUUGAAACAAAACUUUCUGGUUCCCUUUUGAGACCGAGGUUUGACAUCAAAUGGGCAGCGCCAGAAGCUGAGGGGUCGUUUACUGAUGCUCGAGGAGAUAUCAUAAUCUCACAUGAUAAUUUUGCUAUCAGUUCUUCAUCAGUUGCUUUUGAAUUAAAUUCAAAAGUUCAAACAUCUUGUCCUGGUGAAUAUUGGUUAAACAGAAAGGAUUAUGAUGUGAAGAGUGCCAUGCCACUAAUCAUUGAGGGUGUUGAAUUAGAUUUGCGUAUGCGUGGUUUUGAGUUCUUCAACUUUGUCUCUUCUUAUCCUUUUGAUUCUCCAAGACCUGUGUAUUUGAAAGCAACUGGAAGGAUAAAGUUUCAAGGGAAUGUUGAAAAGUUUCCUACUAUUGCUAAUGAGCAAGCUUUUGAUUCUGAGAAGAAUAUACAAGGUGUGCAAAUAACAGAUAAAGAAAAUACCCAUGGUCUUGUUGGUGAUAUCUCAAUAUCUGGUCUCAAACUGAAUCAGUUGAUGCUGGCGCCUCAGUUGGCUGGAACCUUAAACAUCUCACAUGAGUGUAUUCAGUUCAAUGCCACAGGUAAGCCUGAUGAAAGUCUUUCAGUGAAGGUUGUUGGACUGUUGCAGCCUAAUAGUGAAGAAAACCUGCAUAGUGAAAAAAUGUUAUCUUUUUCUCUUCAAAAAGGGCAACUUAAAACUAAUGUCUGCUAUCGGCCACUGCAUUAUGCGAACUUGGAGGUACGCCAUCUGCCACUUGAUGAAUUGGAGGUGGCCUCACUUCGUGGAACAAUACAGAGGGCAGAACUUCAACUGAAUAUUCAGAAAAGAAGGGGACAUGGAGUUUUAUCUGUGCUUCGGCCAAAAUUCAGUGGUGUAUUAGGUGAAGCUUUAGAUGUGGCUGCUAGAUGGAGUGGGGAUGUUAUAACUGUUGAAAAAACUAUUCUGGAGCAAAGUAAUAGCCGAUAUGAGCUUCAAGGUGAAUAUGUAUUACCUGGCACCCGAGAUUGGAAUCCUUCUGGAAAGCAAAGGGGUGGCUUGUUGGAAAGGGCAAUGGCUGGACAUCUGGGUAGUGUGAUAUCUUCUAUGGGAAGGUGGAGAAUGAGACUUGAGGUUCCUCGAGCUGAGGUUGCUGAGAUGCUUCCACUGGCAAGACUUCUUUCUCGAAGUACGGAUCCUGCUGUUCGCUCUAGAUCAAAGGAUCUUUUUAUACAAAGUUUGCAAUCAGUGGGAUUAUAUACUGGAAGUCUUCAGAACCUGCUUGAGGUAAUACGAAGGCAUCAUACUGUAUCGGAUGAAGUUAUUCUUGAAGAUGUAUGUCUUCCUGGUCUAGCCGAGCUUAAAGGUCGCUGGCAUGGUUCUCUUGAUGCAAGAGGUGGAGGCAAUGGGGACACUAUGGCAGAUUUUGACUUUCAUGGGGAGGAUUGGGAGUGGGGAACCUACAAAGCUCAGCGUGUUCAAGCAGUUGGUGAAUACAGCAAUGAUGAUGGUUUACACCUUGAGAAAAUCUUUAUCCAAAAUGAUAAUGCCACAAUCCAUGCUGAUGGGACCUUGUUAGGGCCAAAAACAAAUCUUCAUUUUGCUGUUUUGAAUUUCCCUGUUAGUCUAGUCCCCACACUGGUACAGGUUAUUGAAUCUUCAGCUACUGAUGCUGUUCAUUCCCUGCGGCAAUUUUUAGCACCAAUUAAGGGCAUUUUACACAUGGAAGGGGAUCUCAGAGGAAGUAUUGCAAAACCAGAAUGCAAUGUAGAAGUAAGGCUCCUCGAUGGUGCCAUUGGGGGUAUUGAUCUUGGGCGAGCUGAAAUUGUAGCUUCCCUAACAUCAACCAGUCGCUUUCUUUUCAAUGCAAAAUUUGAACCCUUUAUUCAAAAUGGUUAUGUUCACAUUCAAGGAAGUGUUCCUGUAGCUUUUGUCCAAAAUAACAUGUUAGAGGAAGAAGAUAUAGAAACAUGGAUCCCUGGUUGGGUGAAGGAAAGGGGCAGAGGUCCUGCUGAUGAUGUCAGUGAGAAGAAAAUCUCCAGGGAUAGAAAUGAAGAAGGUUGGGAUACUCAGUUGGCAGAAAGUCUCAAAGGUUUAAACUGGAACAUAUUAGAUGUAGGAGAAGUUAGAAUUGAUGCAGAUAUUAAAGAUGGAGGCAUGAUGAUGUUAACAGCUUUAUCUCCUUAUGCUGACUGGCUUCAUGGCAAUGCUGACAUUAUGCUUCAGGUCAGAGGUACAGUCGAACAACCGGUGAUCAAUGGAUCUGCUUCUUUCCACAGAGCAUCUGUAUCAUCACCAGUCCUCUGGAAACCACUCACAAACUUUGGUGGCACAGUUCAUGUGAAAUCAAAUAGAUUAUGCAUCAGUUCACUAGAAAGUAGGGUAGGCAGACGGGGAAAGUUGUUUGUAAAAGGGAAUCUUCCUCUCAGAAUAAGUGAAGCAUCACUUGGUGACAAAAUUGACUUGAAAUGUGAAGUUCUAGAAGUACGGGCAAAAAAUAUCCUAAGUGGUCAGGUAGACACACAGAUGCAAAUAACUGGUUCCAUAUUGCAACCAAAUAUUUCUGGAAAUAUUAAAUUGAGCCAUGGAGAAGCAUAUCUACCACCUGAUAAGGGUACAGGAGCAGCUCCAUUUAAUAGAUUGGCAUCAGUCCAUCCAAGUGGUGGUUACAAUCCAGGAACUGCUUCCAGAUAUCUUUCAUGGUUUCCCAGUUCAGAGCCUGCUCCCUCAAGCACCAAAUUCCCUCAACCCUCAGGUAAACAGACCGACGUUGAAAAGGAAAUGGAGCAAGUGAAUCGUAAGCCAAAAAUUGACAUCCGCCUCACUGACUUGAAACUUGUUCUGGGACCAGAAUUGAGAAUACUUUAUCCUUUGAUUCUUGAUUUUGCUGUAAGUGGAGAGCUUGAGCUCAAUGGCAUAGCUCAUCCCAAACUGAUAAAACCAAAGGGCGUUUUAACAUUUGAGAGUGGUGAAGUUAAUCUUGUUGCAACCCAGGUGAGGCUUAAGAAAGAGCAUCUUAAUAUUGCAAAAUUUGAGCCUGAUAAUGGGCUGGAUCCAACACUAGACUUAGCUUUGGUUGGAUCAGAGUGGCAAUUCAGGAUCCAAAGUCGAGCCAGUAAUUGGCAGGAUAAUUUGGUUGUGACUUCAACACGUGCUGUGGAACAGGAAGUCCUCUCACCUACUGAGAUGUUCCCAUUUGCACAGGCUGCCAGAGUCUUUGAGAGUCAAUUGGCAGAGUCCAUUUUGGAAGGUGAUGGCAAGCUUUCAUUCAAAAAGCUAGCGACUGCAACACUUGAGACAUUAAUGCCAAGAAUUGAAGGGAAGGGAGAGUUCGGACAGGCUAGGUGGAGAAUAGUAUAUGCACCACAGAUCUUCAGCUUGCUUUCAGUUGAUCCUACUGUUGAUCCUCUCAAGUCUCUGGCCAGUAAUAUUUCCUUUGGUACAGAAGUCGAAAUCAAGCUUGGGAAACGCCUUCAGGCUUCCAUUGUUAGGCAGAUGAAGGAUUCAGAGAUGGCAAUGCAAUUUACCUUGACCUACCAGCUCACAAGCCGCCUACGAGUGCUCCUACAAUCUUGGUCUGUUUCAUCCCAACGCCUCCUAUUCGAAUAUUCUUCUACCUCACAGAACUAAACCUGCCACUGCUAGGCCUCGAGGUUGCUGAAACCCAUUUUGGGAAAUAUUAUUCAGUCCAGGGAUUGGGGUGUUUGGUCCUGGUAUUCUCCUUUUUUGCCUUUCAAUCUUCAUUUUCUCUUCUCCCUUUUUAAAGGGGUGGUUGUUAAAAUAAAUAUUGUAAAUUGUGCUUAUUGGCAAGAAUCGAGUCUCAAGUUCACACUAACCUGGAUGCCUAUACCACCACCCAGAAAAGUACAGUAAGAUGUAAAUUUUACGCCAUUAUAUUCUUUUCUCAGAAAUGAAUAAAGCUGUCUGUUGAGAUCUA
Molecule: messenger RNA, 7234 nt
Organism: Vitis riparia (riverbank grape)
Lineage: Eukaryota; Viridiplantae; Streptophyta; Magnoliopsida; Vitales; Vitaceae
Product: protein TIC236, chloroplastic
Exons: 24
Coding region: 217-6927 (2236 amino acids)
Biological process (GO): protein secretion
Cellular component (GO): plasma membrane
Source: RefSeq, a predicted model, not a curated record